GCAUGAUGUAACAAGUAGGAAGUGAAACUAGAAAUAUGGCAACGGCCUCAAACGUCAGCUCUGAAGUGUGCAGUAUUUGUACUGAAAAGUUUAGAGAUCCAAAGCUUCUGCCAUGUUUCCACACGUUCUGUCUGGAAUGUCUACAAAAGUCUGUGUCGUCAUCAUCCAAGGACGGUCAGUUCCCGUGUCCUCUGUGUCGAUAUCAAGUGACCUUACCCGAGAAGGGAGUGGCGGGCUUUCAGACUAACUUCUAUAUAGCGGCGAGGGCGGAGAAGCAAGUCCACGGUGGGGGUGAGUGCUGUGGGGUGUGUGAGCAGCAAGCGACUCACUCGUGUCGUGAGUGUGAAAUACUACUGUGUGAAUCGUGUACAAAAUGUCACCAAACUCUGCCCUCUACCAGAUUCCACAUGUUAAUAAAUUUAGGUGAAUCAGGUGCAGGCAUUCCUCUUCUGUCAAUACAGAAGUUUUGUGAAAAACACAACGAAGAAAAGUUGAGAUUUUUCUGUAUGCCGUGUGGCAAAGUGAUUUGUCGAGACUGCAAACUAACGAAUCACGAAGGUCACAAAACCAAAGAUAUUUCCGAUGUUGUCAAACAGGCUCGAACCAGUCUGACGAAAACGAAAGUAAAACUAGAAAAAUACAAGAAAGAAACUGACGAAACCUAUCAACAGAUAAAGCACACCAGCAAUGAAAUAUCAAUAAAUAUUGAACACACACAAAGAGAAUUAAAUACAUUAUCUAAGUCCCUGAUGAAGUCUCCCGAAAAUGUAAUAAAUAAACUGGCAGAUAUAGAAGAGGUAAAUAAAGAGACAUUCUCAAAAGAAUCCUGUCCAUUGAUAGAAAGACAGAGGUUUCUUCAGGGUCAGAUUGACUAUGCAGGCGCCAUCUUGGAAGAAGGACUAGAUAGUGACGUCAUCACUACAGACGACGAGAUGAAAGGAAGACUGAAAUUGAGAAGGGACAUUUGGUUGCAUUACAUUGCGACCAUGAAUUGUCAAAAAUUCCACAUAUCCGAUCUGUAG
Gigantopelta aegis is the source of this 1022-nucleotide messenger RNA. RefSeq names its product E3 ubiquitin-protein ligase TRIM56-like. Gene Ontology annotation, biological process: positive regulation of DNA-templated transcription. Gene Ontology annotation, molecular function: ubiquitin-protein transferase activity; zinc ion binding. Bases 36 to 1022 code for a protein of 328 amino acids. Gene Ontology annotation, cellular component: nucleoplasm; chromatin. Lineage: Eukaryota; Metazoa; Mollusca; Gastropoda; Neomphalida; Peltospiridae. The transcript has 2 exons. The record is from RefSeq and is a predicted model, not a curated record.